Arachis stenosperma is the source of this 4251-nucleotide messenger RNA. RefSeq lists its product as uncharacterized. The transcript is spliced from 19 exons. Gene Ontology annotation, biological process: telomere maintenance; DNA repair. The coding region runs from base 1 to 4251 and encodes 1416 amino acids. NCBI's taxonomy places the organism in Eukaryota, Viridiplantae, Streptophyta, Magnoliopsida, Fabales, Fabaceae. The record is from RefSeq and is a predicted model, not a curated record. Gene Ontology annotation, molecular function: DNA helicase activity.
AUGACCGGCGUAGAGGGUAAGAGAAAAUACGUGAAUGAUGGCAAACUUAUUAACAUGAUGGUUGUUCAUAUUGAGAAUGACGGUUUAAAGCUUACUAUUGUUGUUCUUGGAGAGAUGGUGGACCGGAUCAAGAAUUUUCUGACAUCGGGCGAUCAACAACUGCCAAUAGUAAUUUUUCAAUUUGCAAGAGUAAAAAAUACUGGAGGUACCAAUAUUGUGCAGAACAUUAUGUAUGGUACUAGACUCUUGAUAAAUCCAGAUAUUCCUGAGGUUUUGAUGCUUCGAAAAAAGGUAUUGUUGGAUUCUAUGUUGUUCGGGCCACUAUUCUUGAUGUUGAACCCGUUCCAAGUUGGUGGUAUAAAUCGUGUUUGCAGUGUGAAGACAGAAGCUAAUGCGGAUGAAUACUUCUGCGAUGGCUAUAAUAGGAACGUGAAUAAUGUGGUUGACAGGUAUAAGUUGAAUUUGUUGGUUUUUGAUGGUACUGGUACAACAAACUUUGUUGUGUUCGAUAAGGAGAUCGCAGUUCUAUUCGGACGAACCUGUACUGAGAUGGUGAAAGAGUUGAAUUUUACCGAGGUGGAGGGACACUCAAGGCCCGGUAAAAUCUGGUGUACCCCUGCUGGUCCUGUUAACCCUGUGCAACCUCGAGGUGAAGAUGAAUGUUCUGUUUGUGAUGAGUCACCUGAUCCAAUCGUGAAAAAUUUGUCUGUUACUAAAAGACCUGUUGUCAGGGAGAAGUACAUUGUAGAUAGUGACUUAACAACGAUAAUGUAUCCCACUCCAAUCACACAAUCGAAGGUUGCAAGGUUAAGACGAAAGAUAAUUUUGGCAAGAAAACGAAAAAGACUUGAUGAUAAUGAGUCUGCUUUCUUUUGUGCUUCUGUUUUGAAGAACAACAAUAAUACAAAUUUUGACGUACAUAAAAAUGUGCAUCAUAUUACUACAAGUCAAAGAACAGUGUGUCGAGAAACUGGUACCUCAUCUAAUAUUUUCAGUUUACAAUCCAGUGAGGAUAAAGGUGACAUUUUUCUCACUGAAAAUACUCCUCCUAAUUAUGUAAGACCUUCUAUAUCAGAGAUAAGAUCUAAAUCUUUAACUCUACAAACGGAUCCGUCAUUGACAAGAACUCCACUGUCCGUGUUAACAAAUCCAUACUCCAGUGUACAAGGAUCCGCCAAUAAUGUAACUGAAGUCAUUCCGCAAAAUCAGCUUCCAUCACACUCUGGUUCCCAUAGAUCGUGCCUAACAGAAAGAAGUUCUACCAUAAUUGGGGUGCAAAAAGGACAAUCUUCCUCUGUUGUUGCUUCGGUGGCUAUUAAUUUGGCACAGCUUUAUAAAGAUGUAAAUUUAUCGACUGUUAAGACGCACCCACCAAGCGCUGACACACACAGUGGCCAACAUGUUGACCCUUUUGUUGAUGAUGAAGUUUUGAAUGGUUAUGAUGAUUCAAUGUUGGAUGUGGAUAUGGAAGAUAAUUUUAUACCAUCCUCAGAAACCUUAGACGUAUGGAUGUGGUCUGGAGAAAGGCUUGCUAAAUCCAAACAGUCGCCCCAACCAAAGUUUUCAUUAUGUUGUAUGGAAGGAAAGAUCGAGCUUCCUCUACUUUCUGUGCCUCCUAAUGAGCUCAUUCAGCUUCAUACUGUAGGAGAUCAAAGAAGUAUUCGUUUCCUAAAAAAUAUAAGGACAUUUAAUUCAAUGUUUUGUUUUACAUCAAUGGCUGAAAAAAUUGACCGUGGAGUGAACAAUGGGACUGCUCCUCCAAUUUUUAAGCUUGGGGGUCAAAACUACCAUAGCAUUGGUAGCUUACUUCCUCCUGAUAGUUUGCGACCAACAUUUGCUCAGCUAUAUAUCUAUGACACAGAAAAUGAGAUUGAUAAUCAAAUAGGCACACUUCGGGAAAUUGUGUCAAUAUUAAGAAACAUGCUAGACAAAUAUAAUAGUUUGGCAAAGAGUUUUCGCUAUGCAAGAGAUAGGUACCAACAGAAAAAUUGCACAAACAUAAAGCUUAAGUUGAUUAGUAAAAAGACUACAGAUGGCAGGACAUACAACUUGCCAUCUGCAUCUGAAGUGGCUGCAUUGAUUGUUGGCGAUGUCGAUCAACUUAGCAAAGAUAGAGAUAUUAUUAUAGAGAGUCAAUCUAGAAAGCUCCAGCGGAUUGAUGUUUUUCAUCCAUCUUAUUUAGCCUUGCAAUAUCCAUUGUUGUUUCCGUAUGGGGAGGAUGGAUUUUGUUUAGGUAUUGCAACAUCAGAUUCUAUCUUCGCUAGACUUACAAAGAAAAACAAAACAAUCACUUUGCGACAGUUCUUUGCUUUUCGACUACAGAAAAGGACGGGUGAAUCUCCGUUAAUUCUGAGAUCAAAGAGAUUAUUCCAACAGUUUCUGGUAGAUGCCUACACAAUGGUGGAAUCAGAGAGUCUUAUAAACGGGGAUGUAGAUGCUGCAAGGCCUGGCAAAAGAAUCAUUCUUUCCAGUACUUUUACCGGUGGACCUAGAUAUGCAGGAUAUUCUAGCUAUUUUAUUACCAUGACCUGCAACCCUGAAUGGGAUGAGAUAAGAAGAGAAGUGACUCCUAUUGGAUUGAAAGCAGAAUACCGUCCUGAUAUAUUGUGUCGAGUUUUCAAGAUCAAGCUUGAUGAUGACAUAGACAAACAUAUAACAGCUGAGAUUCCUGAUGAAAAUGAAAGGCCAAAUCUACAUGGAGCUGUUCAAAAUUACAUGGUACAUGGUCCAUGUGGUCCGUACAACAAGAAUUCUCCUUGCAUGAAGAAUGGAUCCUGUUCAAAGUUUUACCCUAAAGAGUUUAGACAACGAACACUCAUUGACGAGGCCAGAUUUCCCAAAUAUAGGCGUAUUGAUAACUGUCGAAUAGUGAAGAAAAGGGAAUAUGUACUAGACAAUAAGUUCAUUGUUCCGUAUAAUCCAAAAUUGUUGCUCAAGUUCGGGUGCCACAUAAAUGUGGAAUACACAUACCAAACAAGUUCUAUUAAGUAUCUGUUUAAGUAUGUACACAAGGGUAAUGACUGCGUAACAGCUACUCUAUACAAUGCUAGUGAUCCGUCAGAAGCCACACAAGUUGUUGACAAAAUUAGGAAUUACUACGAUUGUAGGUACAUUUCGGCAUGUGAGGCAGUCUGGCAUCUAUUUGGAUACGAAAUCCAAGAGAAAGAACCAUUUGUGAUUAGACUUCCAUUCCAUUUGGAGGAUGAGCAGCCUGUGGUUUAUGGUGAAACUUCUACUGUGAAUGAUAUCGUCGAAAGAGCAAUAUCUCAUAAGUCUAUGUUUUUGGGAUGGAUGGCGGCGAACAUGUCAUAUCUCUAUGCUCGAAGUCUGACUUAUGCUGAGUUUCCAACCAAGUUUGUUUGGAAGGAUGAUUCUUCAAAGUGGUUUCCUCGAAAGAAAGGCUUUGCAAUUGGAAGGUUAACUCAUGUACCUGCAGAGUUAACAAUGUCAGAUGAUGAGAUUAAGCAGUUGUGCUUAAUGGAUAUAGACAAGAUCUUAUAUUCCUAUGGUAAAACUUUGAAAGACUAUCCUCCUAUGCCUUUAACAACUGAAGUUGAUAGUUCUUUGUUAACCGAAAGGGUUAUUAGGGAAGAGCUAAACUUUAACAGGGAUGAUUCAAAGAAAAAUGCCUUAGACAUGUUAGCCAUCGCAACACCUGAGCAGAGAUAUGCAUUCGAUAAAAUUGUUACAACUGUGUAUUGUGAUGAAGGGGGUUUUUUCUUUGUGUAUGGUCAUGGGGGUACUGGAAAAACAUUUCUCUGGAACCUUAUGUAUGCUGAGAUUCGCUCAAGGGGUGAUAUAGUAUUAAACGUUGCUUCGAGUGGUAUUGCAUCUUUACUUCUUCCCAAUAGAAGAACGGCACACUCAAGGUUUAAACUAUCGCUGAAUAUAACUGAGGAUUCUGUAUGUAACAUCAAACCUGGUUCUCCUCAAGCAAUGUUGCUGUUGAAAGCCAAACUUAUAAUUUGGGAUGAGGUUCCAAUGGUUAGUAGGUACUGCUAUGAAGCACUUGAUAAAUGCUUGAGUGAUAUCAUGAGGUCUUUUCCAACAUAUAAAAAAGAUUUGCCAUUUGGAGGAAAAGUGGUUGUACUAGGUGGAGACUUUAGACAAAUUCUUCCUGUCAUUCCACGAGGAUCGAGACAAGAUAUCGUUCAUUCAACCGUGAAUUCAUCUUACCUUUGGAAGUUUUGUCAGGUGCUCAAACUAACAAAAAACAUGAGACUCUCUGUAGGGACGACUGCUUCAGAUUAA